Messenger RNA from Xyrauchen texanus (razorback sucker), 4053 nucleotides. RefSeq names its product muscle M-line assembly protein unc-89-like. The transcript has 3 exons. Lineage: Eukaryota; Metazoa; Chordata; Actinopteri; Cypriniformes; Catostomidae. Bases 269 to 3337 code for a protein of 1022 amino acids. The record is from RefSeq and is a predicted model, not a curated record.
UUUGCUGACGGAUCCCCCCACACCGUCACCAUUCAGUGUGCAUUCUGAGUAAUGGACUCAGGGUUUUAUUUUUGGACUGCUAUGGAGCCUGUGCCUUCCAUUUGAAGGAAGGUGGAAUAGUUGAACAUGAGUCUCCCAUUCUGACAGUCCAGGCUGGGACAAGCAGGCAGCCACCGGACAGCCCUGAACAGCAGAAACACAGGGGACCGUGACUGAAGUGUCUUUAACUGUCUUCGGUUACGGUCAUAUAUUGGGGGCUGAAGAUUUCAUGGCUGUCAAUAUUAGCAAUGCUGCCCAAGCAGGCCUGCUUUCCCAGCAGGACCCACCUCCACUGUACCCCAAACCUGGGAAAGAAAAUAUCCGGCUCCAGAAACUACUCAAGAAGACUGCAAAGAAAAAGGCUGCUGCCCAGGUUACACAACCAUCCACCCCUUUCCGCUCAAGCCUCUCCCCGGUCAAUGAAGCAAGCCCUGAUCUGGAACACAGUGAUCACUCAACUCCACCCAAGUCUCCAGAAACACCUAUCUACAUUGGCACAGUACACCCACGUAUAAGUGUUCGACCACUGUAUCAGCAUGUACCAUCCCCUUACCCUCAUCACAGAGAAUUCACUUAUGGCAAGACAGCAAGGUUUUCACCCCAACCAUAUGUAUCUCCAAGCCACAAUGUCCCCCAACACAAACCUACAGCAGUUCUAAACAUAGUCUCACCAGUACCUGGACAUGACAUACAUGCUACAGCUCCAAUCAGGAUUUUAGUGACUGAUGAAACCACACACUUGGUCAUGAAUCUUGAUUCCCAGGAACAUACUCUACAAACAUCACAAAAUGUUCCAAUCCAUCAGCCAACCAUUUUUAAUGUCUCUAGAACAGCAAAGCCAUUGUUUGAAGUUCCUCAAAUGUCCAUUUACACAGCAAAGUCAGCAGGUUUGAGAACAUCUUAUUAUGCAUCUUCACCAACAAGGAGUAGAACACCUACUGCAGAAUUACUGAGAGGCCCAACACCAACAUUUGAGGUUAGAAGGAUUGUAACACCAACAAAUGAAAUAAGAAGAGAUAGAACACCCACCAGAGAAAUCAGAAGGGUUAAAACACCAACAUUUGAAAUCAAGACAAUUACAACCCCAACUUUAGAAAUUAAGAAAACCCCAACUCCAACUGCCGAAAUAAAAAAAGAGACAAUUCCAUCUUCUGAGAUCAUGAAGGUCAGAGCUCCAGCCUCAGAGAUUAAACGAGAUGCAACUCCAAUACUUGAGACAAAACGGGUUACAACUCAAACACUUGAGAAAAAAUGGGUUACUACUCCAACACUUGAGACAAAGGGGGCUACAACACCGAGAGUAAGGACACCUACAUUUGACAUUACCUUAUCCAAAACAUCUUCAGGGCGGCCCAAGACACCCUCAGAAAAUGUGCCACGUGUUAGAGCACCUGUGAUUGAGAUUUCAAGACCAAAUCCACUUUUAUUUGCUGUAUCUCCUGUGCACAUGGAGGGCAGAAGAUCAAAAACACCAACCUCAAGCUUGGUUGAACCACAUGAUGAGAUUCAGGUGAAUGACACCAGUCUUCAAAAUGGUGGCAUAUGUGUCAAAUCAAUUCAAGCCUUAAAAGAAGAUAAAACCACAUCUGAAAACUUGUCAAAACUUGAACAGUCAAAGGCCAAACCUCAAAUACGGGACACUCAAACAACUGAAAUCUCAAAGCUUAUUGCAAAUUAUCAUCCAAAGCCUGACACUCCAACAACACCAAGCAAAGGACCUGCACAGUCUGUUUUACCUUUAGUUGGGCAUCAAAUACCUAUAUCUAGAAUCCCUCCAUUGGCUAGCCAAAGACCUAAAACACCAACAACCAAAUCAACAUAUUAUGGAUUGACCCCUGCUGAAUAUGUUGCCCAUGGAGGAAUAAAAAGUUAUUCACCCUCAUUUAGCAUUUCUUCAACAACUGUAGAGACAUUUCAACUUCCAAAACAGGAACCAGUAGUACCUCAGCUUAAUUUGGCAGCAAAAGAGGAUACAAAGCCUGAGGUAAAACACAAAGAACAAUCUGAAAUUCAACCAUCACAGAUUGAUGUUAUUAAACAUGAACUGACUGUAGCUCCUCCACCUUCUGAGUUUCCAAAGGCAGCAGCUGAGACAAAAUCCAAAUCUGAUGGAGACAUUCCCAAGGUAUCUGUCCCAGAGGAAACCAAAUCAAAAGUAAAAAUUACAGGAUUACCUGAUAUUAAAAUUCCAACCAUUAUGGUUUCUGUAGCUGACAUACAACCAUCAGAAGCACCAAAAGCAAAGACAACAAAAACUGUGACACCACGAGUCAGAACUCCAACCUAUGGAUCUCCCAGACUCGCCCAAAUGACAUCAAUCCCUCAAACUGUGAAUGAAACUAAAAAACCUGGAACUAAGGCUGCAAUAUCAUCUGAACAAGAUGUGGGAAAGCCAGCACUGCCAAACUUGUCAGCAAGUCAGAUUAAUGGCCAAUCAACCAAAGUGCCAGAGAAGCCAACAGAGGCUAAAAUGUCUUUGUUGGAAAGAAUUACAAAGCAAAAUCUAGCAUCUGCUUCUUCUGAAAAACCUCCUGAAAACCAUGAAGAGGAUAAGGCUGGGGUUAAGCCUCUGGCUAAACCAAAAGAAGACCAAAAAGACCUUAAAACAAAGGACACAAAACCUGAAAAAGUAGACAGAUCGGAGACAAAAGUUAGUACCCAACAGGAGAUCAAGCCUGCAGAGGAAAAGAAGCAGGAGGGUGACAGUUCCCCCCUGACUGCAGAGCCUCUCUUGAAGGUGAUCCAGAAACCAAAAGGCAUGAAGUCAAAACUCAGUGGCUGGUCUCGCCUCAAGAAACAUAUGGUGGUUGAAGCAGAGGAGGCUAAGUUUCCAGAGCCUGAGCCUGGAUCAACUAAAGAAGUGCUUGCCAGUGCUGAUCUAAAUACAAGUGAAAAACAAAAUAAGUCUGAAGAUGAAGCUAAGAUUAUUGAGAGGCAGGACAGCGAAGACUCCCCUAGGGCAGCCAAAAUGUGGGAUGCUGUCCUCUUCCAAAUAUUCUCCACUGAAGAGAACAUAAUGCAACAAAUUGAAGCCAAUAAAACCGAAGACCAGAAGAAAAUGGAGGUAGAACAGAAGACACCAAAAGAAAUUCCGACAUUCGCACAUCGCUUGCCAGUUCUGCUUUACAGCCCACGGUUCGAUGCCAGACGACUAAGAGAGGCAGUUUCACGACCAGCGACAAAGAUUGCAACAGUUUUCGAAAUGGGGCUCAUAGGCCGCAAAAAUAAAGAUGAAGAACAAAAAGACUUUAAUAGAACAGCCAGAGGCUUCAAUGCUUCUAAAACCACUGACGUCUAACUGGAUGGCAUAUAAAUGAUGGGCAAGGAUAUUGUAAGAUGUUAUUAUGAUGGUAAAGUUCUGAAAACCAUCCAAUUAAAUUUUCUUUAUAAAUGUAUAGCUUUAUAUUUAGAUCAGUUGGCAAAUAAACUAAAUGGAUAUUUUCUUUCAUACACACAGCAAAUUUGCAGAACCAAAUUGUAUUACCCAAUGGUCAAUUGGAAGUAGCAAUUUAGGCUUUUUUCUAAUCAGGAAAAUACAUGGCUUAAUUUCAGAAAUCACUUUUAGAUUAAAGAGUUAACUGAAUAGAUUUUCAAAGCUUGUCCUUCAAUGGCAUCAAUUAUUGUAAGCAUGUGAAAUAUGUUAAUAUUUUUUUAAUAAUUACAUCCAAGUCAAAAAAUAGCUUAGUCAGAAACGAUUAAUUUACAUAAUUCAAUAAACAUGAAUAUUUGUUCAAGUCUCACAAAACUUAAACAAAUCAAGAGGCCACAGUAGACAUACAAACUGCGUAUAAAACAGUUCAAUAUAUAGUCAUUUAAGAAUAUUCAGUUUACCCUUACAUUUUUUUCUGACAUCAGCUUUUUGCCCCUAACACUACAAUAAAAUACACAUACCUUUAUCUCAGCUAAAAUUGUCUACAGCCAGUAUUCUUUGGUUCUUAAUGAAGAAUACAAUUUAGGUAAAGUGGCUUAAAAUCUCUCUCUCUCUCUCUCUCUCUCUCUCUCUCUCUCUCUCUC